Messenger RNA from Rhineura floridana, 638 nucleotides. RefSeq lists its product as uncharacterized. The transcript has 2 exons. Gene Ontology annotation, cellular component: mitochondrion. Gene Ontology annotation, biological process: mitochondrial electron transport, cytochrome c to oxygen. NCBI's taxonomy places the organism in Eukaryota, Metazoa, Chordata, Lepidosauria, Squamata, Rhineuridae. Bases 4 to 405 code for a protein of 133 amino acids. The record is from RefSeq and is a predicted model, not a curated record.
AAAAUGGCGGUUUUCCCGCUUCCCUUAGCGGAAGUGCCAUUCCAUUUUCCUCCUCUCUAUAAUAUCGUCCAGUUGGGCCAAUGGCGGCUGCGGAGCUUAUUUGUAACGGAAGUCCAAGCUUCUUGGGAACUCUAUGGUCAGCCGCCAUCUUGUUACCGCUUGGUCAAAGGAGAGGAGUGGAAGGUUGCAUCCUCCGUUGGUGUCAUGUUGGCGCAGUUGCUGAGGAGAGGGUUGAGGCCGGCCAGUCUGGCUGCCCGCCCCGCCAGGGGCAUUGCUUCCAGCCCCCCCAAAGAUCCUUUGGGGCCGAUGGAGGCAGCCAUUGGCAUGACCACCUUCUUCGUUGUAUUCUUGGUCCCAUCAGGCUGGAUCCUGGCGAACCUGGAACACUACAAGAGCAGAGAAUAAGAAGGAAGGAGUGGACCAAAAUCAGCCUUGAAGCGUAGGAGCAACUCCCUCCCCAGAUGCAUGCCAUUCCUGCAUUCCAGGGAAGGGUUCUCUCUCAUGCCCACCCUCCAUGAAGACCAGGGUCCUGAAAUAGAUUCUCUGCUGCUUCCCAGCCACCCUAGAGGAUGUAGUUCAAGAGGACAGCACUCCAGAGACUUAAAUUCUGUUACAAUAAAUCACAUUAAAGACCUGUA